Messenger RNA from Fundulus heteroclitus (mummichog), 4920 nucleotides. RefSeq names its product T-box transcription factor 20 (gene tbx20). Gene Ontology annotation, cellular component: nucleus. Lineage: Eukaryota; Metazoa; Chordata; Actinopteri; Cyprinodontiformes; Fundulidae. The record is from RefSeq and is a predicted model, not a curated record. The transcript has 8 exons. Gene Ontology annotation, biological process: positive regulation of DNA-templated transcription; heart looping; regulation of transcription by RNA polymerase II. Gene Ontology annotation, molecular function: DNA-binding transcription factor activity, RNA polymerase II-specific; RNA polymerase II cis-regulatory region sequence-specific DNA binding. Bases 395 to 1717 code for a protein of 440 amino acids.
GGGAUUGGAGGGCGGACUGGAAUAAUAAGGGGAGGCUGAACCGGGAGCGGACUGAAGCGUCCCGAGGAGUCGCUGGCCUCAGAUCUGACAACCCCAGGACUCGGCCGUGCGUCCUUCCUUCACAAUGAAUCCAACGAGACUCCCAAUUCAGCAACAAUAAAAGCAUUUUUUUUAUUGUUAUUUCUUUCUUUUUCACUGCUGAGUUUUAACCUGUUCGCGUCAGCAACGUGUUUGCGCGCAAAAAAAAGUCUUGAAAUCGGGCAGAAACUGCGCGUAAUUUCCUCAACUUUUAGUCCCUUCUGCCGCUCGGAGCAAAAGGCGGCCGGUGUUUUUUUGGAGCUUUUCUGCGUUUAUUUCCUGAGAGGGGAUUAUUUUUGCCUGUUUGCACACCGACAUGGAGUACACGUCAUCCCCGAAGCCGCAGCUCUCAUCCCGGGCCAAUGCGUUCUCCAUAGCCGCCCUGAUGUCCAGCGGGAAGUCCAGCAAGGACAAGGAGGCGGAGGAGAACACCAUCAAACCUCUGGAGCAAUUCGUGGAGAAAUCCUCCUGCAACCAGCAGUCUCUGGCUGACCUGUCCUCCCUGGACGGCCACGGGGACUUCAGCGGGAGCGCGCCCGCAGUGUGCACGGAGCCACUCAUCCCCACCAAUCCCGGCAUCCCCAGCGAGGAGAUGGCCAAGAUCUCCUGCAGCCUGGAGACCAAAGAGCUGUGGGACAAAUUCCACGAGCUGGGCACCGAGAUGAUCAUCACCAAGUCUGGAAGGCGGAUGUUUCCUACCAUCCGGGUAUCUUUCUCCGGGGUGGACCAGGACUCCAAGUACAUCGUCCUGAUGGACAUCGUUCCGGUGGACAACAAGCGGUACCGCUACGCCUACCACCGCUCCUCCUGGCUGGUGGCCGGUAAGGCCGACCCCCCUCUGCCCGCCAGGUUGUACGUCCACCCGGACUCUCCGUUCACCGGGGAGCAGCUGAUGAAGCAGAUGGUUUCCUUCGAGAAGGUCAAGCUGACAAACAACGAGCUGGACCAGCACGGACACAUCAUCCUGAACUCCAUGCACAAGUACCAGCCACGAGUCCACAUCAUCAAGAAGAAGGACCACACCGCCUCGCUGCUCAACCUGAAAUCGGAGGAGUUUCGCACCUUCGUGUUCGUUGAGACGGUCUUCACCGCCGUCACGGCCUAUCAGAACCAGCUGAUAACCAAGCUGAAGAUCGACAGCAACCCGUUCGCCAAAGGUUUCAGGGAUUCGUCGCGGCUGACGGACAUGGAGAGCAGGGAAAGUGUUGAGAAUCUGAUCCACAAGCACUCGUACGCCCGAUCGCCGAUCAGAACCUACGCUGGUGACGAGGAGAACCUGAGCGAGGAUGGACACACCACACACACCAGAGGGUCAGCGUUUACCGCCUCAGACAACCUCUCCCUGAGCUCCUGGGUUACCACCACCUCAGGCUUCUCGGGCUUCCAGCACCCUCAGACCCUCUCAGCCAUGGGCACCGGCGCCGCCUCUCUACCCCACCCCAUCCAGGGAUCUCUUCCCCCUUACAGCCGGCUAGGCAUGCCGCUGACGCCCAGCGCUCUGGCUGGAACCAUGCAGGGCAGCGGGCCAUCCUUCCCUUCCUUCCACAUGCCCCGCUACCACCACUACUUCCAGCAGGGGCCCUACGCCGCCAUCCAGGGACUCCGCCACUCCUCCACGGUCAUGACGCCCUUUGUAUGACUUGAGAGAGCAGAGGGCCAGAACGUACUCUGACCGUUGACAGGGUGCAGACCAUCAGUCCUCAUCCCUCCUCAUCUGGUUUGCACCUGUCCGUCUGGUUGUUGUAAAUAAUUCACCUGCGGUGAGUGGGGUGAAGCUCGUAACAUGAAGAGGAACCAGCACACUGAACUGAGACAGACUGCGCUCCUCUCUCAGGAUUUGACUCCUCAGAACAGCUCUGAUGUAGGAAAAGACUGAUGACCUCCUUGCACACCAAAUGCAAGACGAAAAACCCGUGCAUGCAUGUUUUAUUUCAGCUCUUGAAUACAAAGUACACUUUGUAAUUGUUUUUAAAAAUGGCUGCAGAACCCAGCAAGGUGUGACUCCUUAAAAUGCCACAGGGAGACGGAUGGAGCGUUUCAACAUGAAGGACAUGCACACCUCCCGUUUUAGCUCCUCUGUGUUAGGGAAGCCAGCCAUAUGUACAGUUCAGAAUAACAACUACACACUCUGGGGAUGAUUUUAAAAUGCGUGUAAGGGAAGUGAAGUGAGGAAAAUGCAUUACCACAUCCAUUUAGUCACAGCUUUCUCACUGUAAAUUAAUGGAAAAAGAAUCCUUGAAUGCAUGCUGACUGCAGUAGACAAACACAUUGCUUAACUUUGUAUGUUUCAACGUGGAAUGAAGGACUUCAAAUGUAAAAGAGGGGAAUAUUUUUUUUGCUUUUUAAAGGCCUGGUCACACCAGGAAUUAAAAAACCUGCUUUUAACCGCGGCUGUGGGAGCAGAGCGUGUCAUCAAAGGUGGAAAGCUGCAGCUUACUUUGUCCCAAAGGUUGUAUUUUAGACACAAUGCAUUCUCUGGGCUAGACAUUAGACUGGUUCCUGUACCCAGGUAGACCAAGGUUUUAAAACAUUAUGGUUUCUAAACAACUAACAUUUUCUAUCAUGCCGUUCUUAUGGUUUAAGUUACUUUCAAUGAGCUGCAAGAGAAAGUGCAGCGGACAGAGUAACACAGGCCUACCCCUGUCUCACCUGUUUACUCCACACUGCUGGUCAGCUGGCUGAAGAAAGGCGACUACAUCCCCCCCCCCCCCACCUAAAAGAAAGACAGUUUUAGCUGUUUUGUAAUAAAGACAGAGAGCCACCCUUCAAACGUAGUAUGCUAAUGCUGUUUUAGAUCUACAGCUGGCAAGCUACAAGCGGCAUCUCUGAUCAGAAGCUAACUGCAGGCUCUACAACAGCUCCACUAAUUGAAUUUAACAUUUUAUGUAAAUACUGUUAAACCGUAAGGAUUUUAUACCAUGAGAAUCUCUUCCUGGCUCACAUCUACUUCAAACCAUCUGUACAAAAGGCAAUUUAUUGUGGAGACAAAGCUGAAUAUUACAUCUUAUGUCCAUAACUUUAUUCUACAGGGAAGCUGAAAAAGACUGCAAGGAGUGUAUUUCAGCCUCCUUCAGAGCAUGUGCAGAGCUCAAACUUGAAAGGCCAGAUAAAUUGAAUCAAAAUAGUAAAUCAUAUCUUAUCUUAAUACUGCAAGUCUCCUUAGGAAGGAAACAUUUAAAAAAGCCUUCCAGGCAAGCGGUCAGAGGGAAUCAUAAAAACAUACGAGAAGAAAAACAGCAACAUCAGCUGGUCAAAAUGGACUCCAUUUGCUCCACUUAACUAAGGAAGACGGACCACCCGCUUAAAGAGCUGAAGGUGCAGCUUUAAUCGCUUUAAGUGAGUCGAGCUUAGCAGAGGUUUGCUGAAGGCCCUCUGCUACCUUCAGCUUGAGUGUUGCAGGCUAAAAGCACCUGCAGGCGAUCUGCAGCAGGUUGAGCUGAUUCAUAGCCGUGUCAGCGUGUGUCGACAGAACGUCCGCACCCUGAAGUAAUGACUCUGUGUGGUCUCAUUUAGAAGCCCAGAGAGGGCAGAACGGUGGGAGUACGAACACCUGACCUGCAUGCUGACAGCGAGUCACUGUGUCGGUGAUUUCUUUAUAAAAACAGGCCAGAUUUUUACAUCUGUCUGUAAAUCUGUUCCUGAAUAUUUGGAUUCAUUCAGUCUGUUAUAGUGCACAUAGGUUUCUGUUCCCGCCGGAAAGAGGCGGAGAUGUUGUGAGAACAGCGCAAAGGGCAAAAAAAAAUCAAUGAAUCGUAAUUUCCGCAAAUAGUUUUCUGCAUUUUGUGGAAAAAGAAAAUGAAAGGGGUCACUUCUAAUAAUAGUUUGCGGCAGCAUGAAGUUCGGAUUAUUCAGAAAUGUUCAAACGAGCCAGGUAAACAAACUGUAAAUUGACUUUUGCAAACGUUUUAUAUCCCCAAGCUAAGUACGAACAUUUGAUUUAAUCUGUUGUUGGUUUGCAGAGGAGUUUCUCUUUCAGAGCCUUAUCUGAGGUCCAGGCUGAACUCAAUUUUGAUUUGUUUUUCACUGUAAACCUAAACCAUUUUGACUUUUUAUUGAAGAUUACCUUUUUUUUUUUUUAAGAAAAUGUUUUGUCCGGUAUAAUCUGACUCCAACAAGUUUCUGUUUAGUUGAUUUUUAAGUGCAAUAUAUUUAUUUUGCUCUGUGGAAAUAAUCUGUAAUGUGUUGUAUCACAUUUAAAGUUAUUUGGAAACCAUGAGAAAUAUAUAUAUAUAUUAUAUGUAUAUCACUACCAAAACAUUUCCUUUGUCAAUUUUUUCUAUUUUUUCUUGCAGUUGUGCCACAAAACAGUCAUUGGACCCUGUGGUUAUAUGAAUGUUUACAGUAAUACUAUCCUUAAAGAAACAGAAAAACUUACAAAACAUCUGAUUAAUGAUUUAUUGGCAUUUGAUGAAUAGCUGCUUAUUUGAUCACUUUCAGCAUAUUUUCUACAUUUUUCAGAUGGUAAUCUGCUCUGCAAAUCAGAAAAUCAGUCAGUUUGUUGGAGUGUAAAAAAAGCAACAAAUGAACUGAUAGUAGCAAAUGUGAAACUGUGGUAAGCAACUCUAGGUAAAAUGUAAAGCACAAAAAGGAAUAAUCUGAAAAAGAUACAGUAAAAAGAGGAGUUGAAUUCAGCCAUAAAAUGUCAUUAAAAUCAGUGAAUCAAUUAAAUUUCCUAUGUUCGUCAUACUGAGCCUAAGGCUUAUGUAACCUCCACAAAUGAUCAUGUGCAAAGUUUAUCCAGAUGACAAUUACGUGGCACCUUCAAGUUAAAAUGUGAUUUUCUAUCUUAUCAACAGAUAAGAAAUAUCAAAUAAAGUUUAAUUUUCUUAUAGGACACUUUAA